AUGAUUAGAACUGUUGGAUCCCUUCGUGUCGGCACGUUGCGUCUUGGCGCCAGCCUUAUGUCUAAGGCUCGCCCUGCCUUCAGAACCUACGCUGCCUUUGACCGUUCCAAGCCUCACGUCAACAUCGGUACCAUCGGCCACGUUGACCACGGUAAGACCACUUUGACCGCCGCUAUCACCAAGGUUUUGGCUUCCAAGGGUGGUGCCAGUUUCUUGGAUUACGGUUCCAUUGACAGAGCCCCUGAGGAGAGAGCCAGAGGUAUCACUAUUUCCACUGCCCACGUUGAGUACCAGACUGAUAAGAGACACUACGCCCACGUCGACUGUCCUGGUCACGCUGAUUACAUUAAGAACAUGAUUACCGGUGCCGCCCAGAUGGACGGUGCCAUCAUUGUUGUUGCUGCUUCCGAUGGUCAGAUGCCUCAGACCAGAGAGCACCUUUUGUUGGCCAGACAGGUUGGUGUUCAGAACUUGGUCGUUUUCGUUAACAAGGUUGACACCAUUGACGACCCUGAGAUGUUGGAAUUGGUUGAGAUGGAAAUGAGAGACUUGUUGACCACCUACGGUUUCGAUGGUGAUGAGACUCCUGUUGUCAUGGGUUCUGCUUUGUGCGCCUUGGAGGAGAGACAGCCAGAGAUCGGUGAGCAAGCCAUCAUGAAGUUGUUGGAUGCCGUUGACGAGUACAUUCCAACCCCACAGCGUGACUUGGAGCAGCCUUUCUUGAUGCCUGUUGAGGAUGUCUUCUCUAUCUCCGGUAGAGGUACUGUCGUCACCGGUAGAGUUGAGAGAGGUUCCUUGAAGAAGGGUGAGGAAAUUGAGAUUGUUGGUGACUUUGACAAGACCUUCAAGGCUACUGUUACUGGUAUUGAGAUGUUCAAGAAGGAGUUGGACGCUGCUAUGGCUGGUGACAACGCUGGUAUCUUGUUGAGAGGUGUCAAGAGAGAUGAGAUUACCCGUGGUGACGUUUUGGCUAAGCCAGGUACCGUCACUCCUCACACCAAGAUCUUGGCCUCCUUGUAUGUUUUGACCAAGGAAGAGGGUGGUCGUCACAACCCAUUUGCUGAGAACUACAGACCUCAGUUGUUCCUUAGAACCACCAACGUCACUGGUACCAUGAAGUUCCCAGAUGGCGAGGAGGACCGCUCCCGUAUGGUCAACCCAGGUGACAACGUUGAGAUGGUCAUCGAGUUGGGCAGAAAGGCUCCAAUUGAGUUGAACCAGCGUUUCAACCUCAGAGAGGGUGGUAAGACCAUUGCCACUGGUUUGGUGACAAGAAUUAUCGACCAUAUGCUCCUGCCAGCUCUAGACGUGGAGCUGUAUGUUGGCUUCAGACCCUAUGAAUUGACAAAAGACCGCGUUGAACUCUAUUCGAAUCAGCGACGCCUUUUGAUCUCGAAGAAGCAGGUAACAGUGAUCCAUGGCAUUGUGCUUUCAAAAAAGCUUGUAUACGAAGAAGAUGUCGUAGCUGCUGCCUACACAACGUUUCGAGCAAAUCGCCAGAAGUCAGAGUCGACAAGUUCGUUAGAUGAUGUGGAAGCUUUAGCAGUUUGUCUAUCCAAGGCGGCAUAUAUCUAUUACCCUGGAGGACAAUACUACGUGGUGAGUUUCCCCUUCACAUUGAAAAGAGCUUUUCCAUUUGAGUCUGGGCUUAUACUAGAAAGAGAGCAGGAUUCGCUUUCGAAAUUGCCCACAUCCAGUCAGUACCAUGGGUACCGCUUCUUCACGCUUGUGGACCCAAUUGGCGACUUCCGUGUGGUCACAACAUCAUCGACAUCUGUUGUGACUUCCCAAGAGAAUUUGGUUUACUUUCCCAAACUAGGUAUCAAUAAAACGAGGUCCCUAUGUGCUACUUUCAGCCCAAGAAACAAUACUGUCACGAUAUAUCACAUCAAGGCUUCGACGAGACACGCUGUGGUGGGAGGUUCUAGCAUGAGGAAGCGCAAAAAUCACUCUCUCUCUACGCCCAACCCUUCCAAGAAGUUGGAGGACGACAUCUUGCAUGAAUUUAAUCACCCUUUCUCGGGUUCCACAUCUCAGAACAUGGAAAAGAAGCGCACGAGCACUCUUCUAUCUGGCGUUUCUUCAAUUGGUCGUAUGGGCUCGGAAUCGGGAUUCUCUGAAAGCGGGAAAGUUACCAACAAUGUGGAGUUUUCUGGUCUUCGAAAGGAUAUGAUUCUCACGAAAGCUGACUCAAUCACUGUAUCGGCCAAAAAAGAUUACAUUACAACCACGGGUCUCUACUAUCAGGAUGAGGAGGCUAUUGUCAUCUCCAACAAAGUGUCCAAAGAGACUCAAGUUCUCAUAUACAAGCUGCAAAGUGGCUACAUUUCCCAGCAUGAGUCUUCAGUCACCCUUAAUUGUCUUCAUGCUAUCCCUCUAGAGCAUAGCAGGUUUCCAGGAUGGCUUCUUGUCCUCAAAGAUGAGCUGUCACUUCAAUUGGUUCACCCCUUCUUGGACAUUACUGCUCCUGUUGUUGACCUUUCGUCCAAUUACCCAGCGAUGUCUCGAAUAAGUAGCUCGUACGACAACAUCGUUGUUCUUGUUGCAAAUAACGAAGAGACACAUACUGUGAGAUUGGUUCUCGAGCCGUCGAAUCAAUUUGUGUCCACCUGUCUCAAAAUAUGGAGAUAUCUUUCUGGUUCAAAAAUUAACGAGCACGUCUGGGUGUUCUGGCGCUCAGCUUUGACGCUUGAUGAUCAACUGGAUGAAUGGAACGCUUACGUGAUCAUGAUCCUCUCGUUGGUCUACCCCUUCGAUAGUGGAGAGAUUGAGGUCAGUAGCAAUCCAAUUACGGACCUUCUUCCUUUGGCAAAGAAGCAUCAUGAAUACUUCGAUUUUGGUUACUCGUUGCAGGAGCUUUUGUCCUACAUUGUGGUUGCUCUCCACUUAAUCUAUGAAGAAUUGAAGCUUGACACACUUGCGAAGCAAAAUCUUGAAAAGUUGGGAUUACUUCUUACGCAACUCACAACGUGGAUGGGAUGGCUGGACCAGUGGACAACAUUUUAUAUGGUGGAUUCCAGUAUGAUUGAUAGGACUACGAAGCUUCUACUGACGGUUCUUCUCUACAAUCCUCCAAACCUAUUUGAGAGCCUAGCGUCAGUAUUCGACAGCAAGCGUUCUCGGUAUCCUAAGUUCUCGCAGUUGGUAGAAGAGGGUGACAGCAUUAAUAUGACCAUGACUCCAAGAACACACAUAGUUCUCCACAUUUUUGAGCUAAUGGUCUCUCAACCAGCUAGAGCGGUUAUAAAAGCCUUAUCUGGUUUUGGUAUCACAUCAAAUGACUUGGAAUCUUACCCUCUCGGAAUAAGCAUACCUAUUAAAGAGUGCCUUCUUCAAUGUCAGCAAGACCCUGACCUUUCCUGGGGUAGUGAUAUUCUCAGACUUAUUGGUAGAAGUGAUUUGACGGUGACAUUGGAAGACCAAGACGAACUCAUUCACAGCAACGGUAACGGCCCAUUGAGUCUCAAAAACCUCAAAUCCAAUGAAACCAAGAGUUCGGAGGCUAUUGUAUCCGAGAUUUUGGAACCUUCGAAAAGGAAGGUAGACCAUUUUCAGUCCGAAUCGGAAAGGUCGCAGGUCACGGAUUUGAUUUUCGACCAGGACAGAAGGUUUUAUGAGAUUCUCAACCUCCUCAAUCAGACUAAGGUGCAGAGUACAACUUUGGUUGUGGAUGAGAAUCAAAACGAAUACGAUUCAACGCUUCUUAAAAGAGAAGUUGCAUCAUUGGUUGCUCUUCGUACAUUGACACUUCCGCUAGGCAGAGCAGCCCUCAACUACGAGGAGUGUAAGCCAAUGUUUACCGAAAAGUUUCCAAUUCCUGAUCUUAACUUGAGUACGAUAAUAGCCCCUUCAAUGUCCACCAUUGUGCUCAAUAAGGAUCUGAUAUUUCAUAAACUCUAUGAUUGGGGCUCGUUUCAUAAUGGUGCUUCGUCAGGUCUCAGUAUCAGCCGGAAGUGUGAGGGCAUUACCGGAAGUUGGGCGUUUUACAACAAGCCGUCCGAAAACUUUGCGCAACACGCUGGAUUUCUACUUGGGCUUGGAUUAAAUGGCCAUUUAAAAAAGUUGGAGGAAUGGCACAUCUACAACUAUCUUGGUCCGAAGCAUCCGCUCACCAGUAUAGGUCUCUUAAUUGGUAUGGCUGCAAGUUUGAAGGGGUCAAUGGAUAACAAACUCACAAAAGUCUUGUCGGUGCAUGCUGUGGCUCUCUUACCUCAGGGCGCCAAUGACUUGAAUGUUCCCAUCACCGUUCAAUCUGCUGGUUUGAUUGGUAUCGGUCUUUUAUACCUCGAGACACAACAUAGAAGAAUGAGUGAUAUCUUGUUGUCGCAAGUGAGCGGAGCAGUGUCUCAUAUCGAGCAUGAUGAGGAGUUCGAAGGGUACAUGCUUGCGGCAGGAUUGGCUUUGGGUUUCAUCAACUUGGGCAAAGGUGACACCUUGAGAGGUAUCAACGAUACACACGUCGUGGACAAGCUUCUUUCGCUCUCCACAUCGAUGAGGGACUCUCAGUCGGAGCUUGAGCUGGAUAAAUCUGGAUCCGCUGCUAUCAUGGCAUUGGCUUUCAUGUACUUGCGGACGGAGAAUCAGGUCAUAGCCAGGAAGCUUCAAGUUCCGGAUUCAGAGCACCUUCUUGAUUACGUGCGGCCAGACUUGCUUCUCUUGAGAUCAGUUGCAAAGAAUGUGAUUUUAUGGGACCAGAUAAGGGCUACCACGCAAUGGGUCGACUCACAAGUCCCCGAGGUCUUAAGAGUAAGGCACAACUUCAACAACAUAGAAAGCCUAGACAGCGACCAGGUAGGCUACUUCAAUGUUUUGGCAGGUGCCUGCUUAGCUAUGACUUUGAAAUACGCUUCAUCCCAAAACUUGAGUGCGAGGACAACCCUACUUGGGUACCUCGACAAGUUCAUGGUCAUCACAGAAUCUACAGCGGUAAAUUACGACGAGCAAGUUGCUCUCAACUGUGCCAGUCAGAUCCAAAAUGUUCUUGCGCUUGCAGUAGCUGUGGUGAUGGCUGGAAGCGGAGAUCUAGAGGUGUUUCGUCGGUUGAGAGUGCUUCAUGGUCGGAUCAGCAAGACGCAUCAAUACGGGAACCAUAUGGCGGUAAAUAUGGCCCUUGGGUUUUUGUUCAUGGGAGGCGGCCAAUACGCUUUUGCGGACUCUAACUUUGCCGUGGCGACUUUGUUCACAGCGCUUUACCCCAUCUUCCCUGCCGAAUCGAACGAGUUUGAGGUACAUCUCCAGGCGUUGCGCCAUUUCUGGGCAUUAUCUGUGGAGCCUAAGUGUCUCAUUAUCCGAGAUGUUGCGGACGGACGGCCGGUCAAACUUCCAGUUACUAUCGUCAUGAAGGAUGGAUCUAAACGAGAGAGUACAGCUCCCCAGCUUCUUCCACGCAUUGAGCAGAUUGCGUCGAUCGAGGUUAAAGCGCCGGAAUACUUCAAUGUGAAGAUGGACUUUCUGGUGUCUUCGGAGUACAUGGACCAAUUUCGAGAGUCACUCACGCUUUUCGUCUACAAGAAGUGCAAUUACGAGCUUCUCAAGACCACCGUCACCACUCUCCUCAAGAACGAAAGUAAGGCUUUGCAGAUAGCAAAUAAAGAGGUGGCCGUGAACAAGGAACUUGCGAGUCUCCUUGACGUCCAGCUUCUAAGCCCACUCACCCAGUUUGAGAAACAAAUCUACCUUUACGAAAGCGGGGUGGAGCACCUGAGCGACCCGAACAAAUCGGGACUUAGCAUGUUCAACAUGAUCGCCAACAAAAUCGACCUUCAUCUCAUGGCCACCCAGCCACGGGAUGUUCAAGAUCUCCUCAGUCUAAAGCUACUUUUCGCCUACACCGAUCAUGUGCUAGACGACGACAUGCAUUUUGUCAGUCUACAGUUCGUCGAGCAGCUUAAGCAGGAGCUCUGGGCCGUCCUGGCUGCGGACGCAUAA
Molecule: messenger RNA, 5928 nt
Organism: Candidozyma pseudohaemuli
Lineage: Eukaryota; Fungi; Ascomycota; Pichiomycetes; Serinales; Metschnikowiaceae
Gene: APC1
Product: anaphase promoting complex subunit 1
Exons: 2
Coding region: 1-5928 (1975 amino acids)
Biological process (GO): metaphase/anaphase transition of mitotic cell cycle; protein K11-linked ubiquitination; anaphase-promoting complex-dependent catabolic process
Cellular component (GO): anaphase-promoting complex
Molecular function (GO): molecular adaptor activity; translation elongation factor activity; GTPase activity
Source: RefSeq, a predicted model, not a curated record